Molecule: messenger RNA, 1042 nt
Organism: Arachis ipaensis
Lineage: Eukaryota; Viridiplantae; Streptophyta; Magnoliopsida; Fabales; Fabaceae
Molecular function (GO): ubiquitin binding
Source: RefSeq, a predicted model, not a curated record
UAAGUAUAUAUAUAUAUAUAUAUUCCAAUCCAAUUAUUCCAUCUUCCAAUCUUUUCUCUUCCGCACUUAAUCUAAAACCGCUUUCUUUCUAUUCAAUUUUAAUUGGGCUUCGUCGUUUUAUUCUUCGAACCCUAACACUAGAACUAUUAUUCGUAUCUUUUUUAUUCCAAUCGAAAUUGCAAUUGGGGUUAAUUGAUUUUCGGGGGAGCUGAAUUACCGAGCGGGGAAACCACGAUCGGAAUUUUGAACGAUGUCUGCUGCCGUGUGCGGAAGCAAGAGAUCUUUCUUCGAAGAACUUGCCCCUUCGCCGCCACACUCCAAGAAGCUACGUUACUCAUCAUCAUCGAUUCGAUUCACUCCUCCUUCUCUCAUUGAUCGCCUUCGAACUUUUUUCCCUCACAUGGAUGAGCUGGUUCUAGAGAGAGUACUUCAGGAAUGUGGCAAUGGCAAUGAUCUAGAUGCUGCCAUCAAGAGGCUGAACGAGCUUUGCUUGGGGACUACUGAUGGAAAUACUGGAACUGUUGAAGAACCACAAGUUGAAGUUAAUGCGGACACAGAUAAAUUGGAAGAAGAUGAUGGACGUUCUGCAUCUGAUAACUUGCCGCCAGUGGACAACCUUCCUAAAGAUGGUGCAGAAUGGGUUGACUUUUUCGUAAGAGGAAUGAUGGUUGCUACUAGUGUUGAUGAUGCUAGAGCUCGAGCUGCUACAAUGUUAGAAGCCCUGGAGAAAUCAAUAAGUGCCCGUGUAAGUGCUGAAGCAACAAAUGUUCAGGAGGAGAAUUUGGUGCUAAAGGAGCAAAUUCAGGUGCUGACUAAGGAAAGGAAUUCUUUCAAAAAUGCAUUUAGAAUCCAACAUGAGCGAUUCUCUGAUUAUGAGGAAAAGAACCAAGAGUUGCAGCAGUUGAAGCAGUUAGUAUCUCAAUAUCAGGAACAGAUCAGAACUUUUGAAGUGAACAACUAUGCUUUGGCAAUGCAUUUGAACCAAGCUCAACAGAGCAACCCCAACUCCUUUCCACGGCAUUUCCCUCCUGAUGUCUUCUAA